AGAGAGAGAGAGAGAUAGAGAGAGCUGCCAUUGAACUCUGCGAACAAAGCUCGAAAGAAGCAAAGAAAUGAACACAGACAUUACUGCAUCGGCUAAGCCGGAAUAUCCAGUCAUAGAUCGAAAUCCUCCCUUCACCAAGACUGUCGCCAACUUCAACACCCUCGAUUACCUUCGACUCACCACCAUCUCCGGCAUCUCCGUCACCGUCGGAUACCUUUCUGGAAUUAAGCCAGGGAUCAGAGGUCCGUCUAUGGUGACAGGGGGUUUAAUAGGAGUGAUGGGUGGGUUCAUGUACGCUUAUCAGAACUCGGCUGGACGUCUCAUGGGAUUCUUCCCCAACGACGGUGAAGUCGCUCGUUACAAGAAGUAAUUUCCCCUUUUUCCCAAAUUUUCAAUCUAGGGUUUCCUUUUUUGUUUGCUGAACGAAUCUCAAGUGGAUCAAUUGGCCUAGUCUAUGAAUCUAUACGACGCACUUAUGUGCAUCGUUUUAAUAAUCAAAUUGUUCCUUGCUGCUUUUAUUGUUAUAAUUACUUCCAAUUUUUGUGAAAAUGAAGAACUAUUGGCAUAAUUAAUGUAUUGUUAUUGUGGCAUUUUGGAAAUGCUUACUACCAAUAUUCAUUGGCUGCUUAUAGAUUGCUGUUUGUCAAA
Messenger RNA from Cynara cardunculus var. scolymus (artichoke), 648 nucleotides. RefSeq lists its product as uncharacterized. NCBI's taxonomy places the organism in Eukaryota, Viridiplantae, Streptophyta, Magnoliopsida, Asterales, Asteraceae. Bases 68 to 370 code for a protein of 100 amino acids. The transcript has 3 exons. The record is from RefSeq and is a predicted model, not a curated record.